CAUAGCCUUAUUAGGUCCUAAUUCAUUCCGUUUAAAUACACCUCACUCAUCUCCAUUUGAACACUCCCUUUGAUCACUCACUACCUUGUUCCUUAACCUUGCCAUGAAGUUCUGGAAGAUCUUGAAGAGACAGAUCGAACAGACCCUCCCCGAGUGGCGCGACAAGUUCUUGUCCUACAAAAACUUGAAGAAACAGUUGAAGAUUAUGUGUCCUAAAGAUGCUAGCACCCCUCCGAAACUGGACGCGUACCAGGUUCAUCACUUCCUUUGUCUAUUACAAGUUGAGAUUGAUAAGUUCAACACUUUCUUUGUUAACAAGGAAGAAGAAUACAUCAUCAAAUGGAAGUUGUUGCAAGAUAGAGUUGACAGAGCCAUGGAUUAUUCAGAUGCGGAGUUGAUGUCAUUAGGAAGAGAAAUAGUUGAUUUUCAUGGAGAGAUGGUUCUGUUGGAGAACUAUAGUGCACUUAAUUACACAGGUCUAGUGAAGAUAAUAAAGAAACACGACAAACGAACCGGCGCUCUCCUUCGCUUGCCUUUUAUUCAAGAAGUGUUAAACCAGCCCUUUUUCGAAACUGAUGUGCUUAACAGCCUUGUGAAGGAGUGUGAGAUGAUAUUGAACAUUUUUUUCGCCAACCACGACGAGCCUUCUUUUCCGUGUUCAUCAACUAAUGGGGAAACUGAGGAAGACGAAGACGAAGACGGAUGUGGCUCGAAUGUGAUUAAGGAUGAAAAUAACGGUAAGCUUAUGCAGGCUCCUAACGAACUUGCUGAAAUUGAAAAUAUGGAGAAUGUGUUCAUCAAACUAACUCUAUCAGCGCUGCGUACCUUAGAAGAAAUUCGGGGUAGAAGCUCAAUGCUCAUGUAUGCGGAGUUUUUACAGAAGCAAGAAAUAGAAAGUAAAGCUUGUGGAAACAAAAGGAAAAGAUAGCACAUGAAUCCGAAGUUACUAUUAGCAUCAUAAUAUAAUACUUGAUUAAAGAGUGAAAAGUAUUUGAAGCAAGAAGUUAUAUACUGUGUUGGAAAUUGUUGAAUCUGUAUCUUGUUACUGAUCAUAAGUGCUCAAGAAGCCACCAAUAAAACCAGC
Messenger RNA from Lathyrus oleraceus (garden pea), 1084 nucleotides. RefSeq names its product SPX domain-containing protein 1. NCBI's taxonomy places the organism in Eukaryota, Viridiplantae, Streptophyta, Magnoliopsida, Fabales, Fabaceae. The record is from RefSeq and is a predicted model, not a curated record. The coding region runs from base 104 to 928 and encodes 274 amino acids. Gene Ontology annotation, biological process: cellular response to phosphate starvation. The transcript has 4 exons.